AUGGCUUCGUUUUUCAUCAGCCGCUGUUUGUUGCUUUUGCUCCUUGUUCUCUCUCGUCUUCUAGUUGUUCCGGCUAUCGCUGUUCAGGUGAAAGAAGCUGUUGGUUCCUUUAAUUCCAUAUACAGUUUCGGAGAUAUUGGUGACUCUUCAACAUCGUCAGCUGCUGAUCACAUUGCUGCAGCCCUCAGUUUGCCUUUUCCACAACCAUUCAGCCAACAAGACACCGAGUUCUUCGAAAUGGCAUCACACCACCACUGCAGUCUCAUGAUCCAACACAGAUUGUCACCUUCAUGCAGUUCUUCUAUAAAGAUUGCUUCCUUUUUCAUGACUGGCAAAAACAAGGUUCUUCAGAAGGCACUCAUCUUUAUGGAUCAACCCGGCAUCAACGACUAUAAGCAGGCUUUUUUACAUGGAAAAUCUAUUUCAGAGGCGGGACAUCUUGUGCCUGAAGUGGUGGCGACUAUUAAGAAUUCAGUUGAAAGACUCAUUAAUGAAGCUGGAGCCAAAACUGUUAUGGUUUCUGGAGUUCUACCCAUGGGCUGCUUUCCUGGUUUUCAGACUCUCUUUCCCGAGGGCGAUUCAAUUGGCAAAGGAAGAUGCCACAAGGGAUUGAAUAUGUUCGCGAGGCUUCACAAUGAUCACCUUUGGCAAGCAAUUCUGGAGCUGCGUUUGGAACACCCUGCUGUUCACAUCAUAUACGCAGAUUACUACAAAGCGUUCAUGGCAGUUGUUAAGAACCACGCUUUUUUGGGAUUCAAGACGAAGACUUUGAUGAAGGCCUGUUGUGGCAGCGGAAACGGUCCCUUCAACUUUGAUGUGCAGAAGAAGUGCGGAGAGGAAGGAGUAACAACAUGUUCCGAUAGGGCUAUGUAUAUACACUGGGAUGGAUUUCGACUAACCCCAAAGGCAUUGGAGAACCUGAUCGAUACGCUCUUCAGCAAAAAAGGAUUCAUAUUCCCAGAAAUCAAGUUCGGAGAAGAAACAACAGCAGCAGUAGAAAGACAUCAUUCCAGGAUUCAUGGAGGAGUUAGAGACACGUCUUCUAUUGUUAGGCAUUUACUCUGUCUAAGCCAGUUUUCUAUAUUCAAUUAUGUCUGACUAAAUAGGACGGGUACUUUUCCUAAUAUCUUUGAUUUAAAGAGUAUGUACAGGGGAAUGUCCCUCUUAGCUUCUGUAACAACCAACUAUUCUUUAUUCUUAUCAAAUAUAAGUAUCCUGAUUUAAUACAAACAUAAUUCUACAGAUGAUUUAGAUGUUUAUCAAGUACUUUGUUUAUCUUCUUGUUUUCUUUCAACCUUAUUCGUAAGCCUGAGAUUAACGACAAAGCGUUUCGACUGUUUCUCUCAACCUUAUUCCAGUAACUACUUAUAAUAUAGGAUUCCCAAUAAGUAAGAUUGUUUUCUCCUCCUUUUUUGGGGGUCCAAAAGCAAGAUGUCAGUGUUUUAUUUAAAGGAAGAACCACAAAAGUCACAGGAAUCCAAUAACAGUGAGAACAAAAUACAAGCAAUAAAGAAGGGAGACACUUCUUUGAAACGAUGAGUACAUUGAAGAUAAAUCCGAAAAUGUUUACAAUGAAAAUUAUUAAUUGCUAUACCUAUUUUCUGACCGCAAAGAAGAUUUCACUUUCUUCACUAGAACUAAAAGCCAAAGCCCCUCUUAAAGUGAAAA
Molecule: messenger RNA, 1668 nt
Organism: Capsicum annuum
Lineage: Eukaryota; Viridiplantae; Streptophyta; Magnoliopsida; Solanales; Solanaceae
Product: GDSL esterase/lipase At5g03980-like
Exons: 2
Coding region: 1-1098 (365 amino acids)
Molecular function (GO): hydrolase activity, acting on ester bonds
Source: RefSeq, a predicted model, not a curated record